ACCUCCUGCACCCGAGAGCCUCAACUCCUACUUCAUGGACGUGAAGUGCCCGGGGUGCUUCAAAAUCACCACCGUGCUCAGCCGCGCGCAGACGGUGGUGCUGUGUGUGGGCUGCUCCACUGUCCUGUGCCAUCCGACAGGAGGAAAAGCAAGGCUCACAGAAGGAUGCUCCUUCAGACGGAAGCAGCACUAAAUGCACCCUGAGUCAACAUGAGUGGGGAACUAUCCCAAUAAACAGAUUUUGGAU
This is a messenger RNA of Felis catus (domestic cat), 247 nucleotides long. Its product is annotated as 40S ribosomal protein S27-like. The record is from RefSeq and is a predicted model, not a curated record. Gene Ontology annotation, biological process: translation; ribosomal small subunit assembly. Gene Ontology annotation, cellular component: ribosome; cytosolic small ribosomal subunit. NCBI's taxonomy places the organism in Eukaryota, Metazoa, Chordata, Mammalia, Carnivora, Felidae. Gene Ontology annotation, molecular function: RNA binding; structural constituent of ribosome. Bases 35 to 193 code for a protein of 52 amino acids. The transcript has a single exon.